AUGUCGAUGAAGGUAAGCGUUUUAUUCCGAUUUUGAAAAAAUUCAAUGUUAUUCAGAUUCAAUAUCGUCGAUCAGCAGAUGAAAUCGGAAACGGAACCCCAAUUGUAAAAUGGCGACCAAAUUCGCAUGCUCUCGCAGUUGCUUGUCCAAAUCAAAGUGUCAUUUAUUAUGACAAAAAAGGAAAUAUAAUUGAUGCUGUUGAAAUGACUGGACCAGUUUUAGAUAUUGCAUGGGAUAAAGAAGGCGAUGUUCUUGCAAUUGCACAAACAAGUAUGUCAACUAUCACUUUAUGGGAUGUUAAUUCAAGAUCAACGGAUAUUGUCGAAAGUGGAGCAGCUUCCACGAAGUAAGAUUUUGUCUUGGUUUUUGGAAGGCUCUCAUGUCUUGGUUUCAGAGAAGUUCCAACAUGUAUGACUUGGUCACCAGUGAGUUCCACUUUGGUUGUUGGAAAUAAUGGUGGAAAUUUGUUGGUGUAUAAUCAUAGAAAUUCAAGAAAAGUAUCAUUGAUGGGGAAACAUCAAAGAAGUGUUGCUUAUGUUAGAAUAACUAAUGAUGAUUUGAUUGUUUCUUGCAGUGAUGAUAACACGAUUUCCAGUAAGUUUUAUAAAAUCAGUUCCAAACGGCCAGAUCGGAUUUGGGAUUUCUAGAUUCCGGAACCGACAGAUUUCUCAAGGCGAGAAAAAAACAGCUUGUAGAUCAAAAAAAUUUGCGAGUUUAAAAAUUACAACUUUUCAGAAAAUUUUUAAACUUGACUCUGAAACUCAUAAAUUUUGAAUUUCUAGUCACUUGAUAACAAAAAAAAUGAUUUUUGAAAAGCAAGUUUGCAUGAAAAUCUUGAAAUUUUAAAACUGUGAGUUUCACACUCAUAAUAUUUUUUGAUCUACCCAAAAUAAGUGUGCGGAACCUUGCCAUUUAGGCUCAACCCUUUAUUGAAUUUUUCUGCAGCAGCGGUUUUUCAUUGGAAAAGGUUCUGUUUUCUGAAGCUUUCCACACCAAACCAAUGUUCAAAUGGUUUUUUUCUAUCGAGAGUUAUGCAAAAUUAUUUUUACUAAAAUGUUUGGAUUUUUUUCUCUCUCUCUGAAGUUUGUUCUUUUGCUCAUGAAUAUUGUUUUUCUAGUAUCAAGUUUGGAUGGUCAAACAAUUGCAACAUCUACAGUAAGCGGAGAACCAACUUUUUUAGAAAUUGGACAAGUUGUUAGAUCUGGCACCACUACUCAGACCAUGGUAAGAUUAAUACCCUCAACACAAAUUCAGAAUCAUUUUUGUCUUCAGAUUAGCUGCAUUCUUGGCAAGAAAAUCUUGAUGUUAGCUGAUGUGACAAGCCUCGAUAAUCCAGUCAAUUUACAAUUUCAAGAAAGAUAUGGAAAUAUAACAUCAUAUUCUUGGUAUAAUGAUGGAUACCUCUCAAUUGGUUUUGAUAAAGGUUACAUCGUUUCAAUAUCAGCUCAUCAAUCAGAACUUGGAUCGGAAAUCAGUAGCAUAACGGAAUAUAAAACAUAUCUGGGAGCUGUUAUAACAAGUCAAUCAUUUGAUAAAGUUCUGUCAGUUGGAGAUAAUCAAAUCAAAAUUCGUGAAUUAUCCCAAAUGAAUGAUAUGUAUAUUAUGAGUGAUGUUGAUACGGAUAAUAAUUUGAAUGAUAUUCAAAUAACCGACGAUGGCCAAUUAAUUGCAGUCACCUCAAUUUCUGGUCAAUUAUUUGUGUAUGUCACAAAAAUGCCAUCACUUGCAGCUGCUUAUUGCAAUACAAUUGCAUAUUUAACUGGAUUGACACAAAUAACAAUAUCAGCUGAUUUGGAUAAAAAACAAAUAACAACAUUGGAAAUUGGAAUUGAGCCAAGUUUAUUGGGAGUUGGGCCGAUGAAUUUUGCAGUUGCGACGAAUAAUCAAGUAUUUUUUUAUGAUUUCAAUUUUCCAACUUCGCCUUCUCUAAUUAUCCAACAAUCAUCUGAAAGAGUCACAUUUGCUGAACCAAUCAAUAAAUCCGAAUACUUGGCAACUGUCACAAAUGUUCAAUUAAAUAGUAAUUUCGCUGCAAUCACAACUGGCAAUAAACUUCGACUUCACAAAAUUCGAUACAGCGAGGAGAAUAAUGUCACUAUUGAUUUCCCCGAACCUUCGAGAAAUGCUCGACUUUUAUCUUCAGCGCUAACCGAUAAUUUCCUGAUUUUUUCAACUGAUGUAAGAAGAAGUUAGCAAAACAUUCCCAACAAUUUUAUUUUUUCAGACCAACUACAUUGUCUAUUUUUCAUUAGAUGAAUGGUCAAUUGUGAGUGAAUAUCGACAUGUUGUUCCACUUCGAAGUAUUUUUCCGCAUCCUACAAAUGUGAUGUGUUGUUGUUUUGAUGAUCGACUUGAUACGCUGAUUUAUAGCGCGGUUGAUGAUGGAAUUUUGAAGUUACCAGCUGUUGGGAGUACUGUACAUGUUAGUUUUGAAAGGGGGAGAAACCUAGUUAGGACAACUCAAAAAUAGAUCCUCGAGGAAUUAUUUCUCGAAUGCUCUAUGAAAUGCUCGGAAUACCUAAAUUCAAAGAAUUGAUAAAAUCUCAUUUCCAAAAAAAAUUGCCAGAAGCUAUUCACUUUUUAUUCAUAACUCUGACAAAAUUUAACCUAAUUCUUGAGAAUAGAGAUCGAAAAAAGAAAAACUUCAUAAACAAUCCGUAUUCUUCUAAUUUUCAUGUGAAAUUUCAAUUUUGAAAGAUUAUCGAUUGGAAAUUAUUGGUUUCAGUUAUUUCGAGAAGAAUAACUUCUAAUGUUACAUUUCACAAUUCGAUGUUCAUUUUUCUGUCUUUGUCUUGUGUUUCUCUAUCUUCUCAUAUACGAUGUUCUCGAUGAAAAUCGUGAAAUUUCCUGAUUUCACAAUUCACGAAAAAAUAACGAAUUGAAAAAAUAAAAAAAAGCGAGAGAGUGUUGCAUCUAGAAGAGACGAGGAGAAGGAGAGAAAAACACGACGGUUUGCAAACAUUUUUCCGAACCUCAAAACCGUUUUUUGUUUUUUCACAAAAAAUGCUAAAAUCCUUCAAACUUAACCAAAUUUCACAAUCUUUGCUGGAAAAAAUAGCAAAUUCUCGGGAAUAGAGAUUGCAAUAAGAAAAACCUCAAAAAAUUUUCUCGAAGGACCAAAAUACCAUGAUUAUAGGUUGUUAGCCUCGAUUUCCUCAUUUUCGUAGUCCGAAUUUUAUUUUUCUGCUUUUGCCUUGUCUUUCUCUAUCUUCUCAUAUAUAAUGUUCUCGAUCAAAACUGCGAUUUUUCCUGAUUUCACGAAAAAAACCGAAUUGAAAAAACGAACGAGAGAGUGUUGCUUCUAGAAGAGACGAGGAGAAGGAGAGAAAAAUGAGAGAUAGAAACUCGUAAGAGAGAACGCCAGACAACACGACUUUUGUGAAUUUUUUUUCUCAACCCCAAAACCAUUUUUCGUUUUUUCACAAAAAAUGCUAAAAUGCUUCAUACUCAACCAAAUUCAAAGAUCUUUGCCACACAUGUUCAAGAGAAAGAAAAUGAUGCAAUGCGCCUUUAAACAAAACUGAAAUCGGUGUCGCCUGCUAUGACAAAAUGGCUUAACCGAAAAAAUCACAACGUUCCGAAACGCAAUUGGGUGAGAGGAGAGAGAUUCUAGAGAAAGCAUACGUUUUUAGUGGGCAAACGUGCUCAAAUGAUAACCAGAAUUCUACUUUUUCAAACAUUUUCUGAGAGGUCGUUCAAACGUAUUGCCGACAUUGAUCAAACAAAUGGCCAAGCGCUAUACACACAUGUAUUAUUUUUCUUUCUUUUUUUGAAAAAUGAAGCGAGGCGACAAGAGUUCACGCGAAUAAUCAAAUAAACGUGAAUUCUUUUAUGUUUUUGUCUAAAUCUCUUCCUCUCACCCUAUUGCAUUUUAUCAUUAGCGUAAAAUGUUGUGAAAAAAUAUGAUUAGAUAUUCGAAAUCUACGUAUUCGAAUUUAGUUGAAUAACUAUGCGCCGAUUCACACACGUUUUUCCCAUGCAAUGAAGAGUCAUGGUAAGCAGUGACAACGGUGUUUGCGGACAGGUGUUUGCACACAUUUUGUUCUCACACAUCUCUCGCACUCUCCACUGUGUUUUUUUCUAAUAGAAAAAUGCAAUUUCGAGGAGACGCAGACACUCGCUGGUCUCGACGCGCUGUGUGUCUGCCACACACUAUUUCUCUCCCUUUUUCGGCGAGAGAUUUGUCUGCACACGUUAAAGUCUGCGUCUCCCUCGAAUUGCAAAAAAAAAUACAGUGUCUCCUCGUUUGUCACACUCUUUAUUUUUUUCUUGUGAAAAAAAGAGGUACGGUUUCAAAGGCGCAUGUGUUUUCAAUUUGAAAUGGUCUCGCAGCGGAGGCUAACUUUCUUCCCAGGACCCCUAAAAAUUAAAAAUAAAGUCAUUCGCACAGAUCUCGAUACGCUGAUUUUCGCUAUGUUUUUUGUUUUUGAUCAAGUAGGGGUAAUUAAACCGCUAGACGUUGCACCGUUUUUGUCGGCUGCGCGAUGAAAAUUGCACAACUUUCUUCUUUUUCAAACGUGUGUGGAUUCACCAAACACCCUAGGAAAAAAGUCACCAUCGCUUCGAGAUAUCGCUCGUAAAAAACAUUAUGUUCCUUUAAAAUUCUACCGUAAAAUGACAAAUAAAGAGUGUGAAACACGGAGAGAGUGCGAGAGAAAAAAAGGAAAAUCUGCAUACACACAGGUACGCAGAGUGUUUGCAAACAGUAAGACUCAUUGCACCGUUUGAACGUGUGUGUUGCGGCAAAAGAUAGCAAAUCCUCGAGAAUAGAGAUGGCAAAAAGAAAAACCUCGAAAACUUUUCACCAAACACCAAAAAAUGAUGAUUAUAGGUUUUUCGCAUUGAAACAUUCGAAUACCUGUCUUGAAAGUUCUACUAACCCAUCUAUCCAAGUUUCAAAAUUCAAUUUCAGUACAAAGGUGCACUUUGGGAAACGUUCACAAUCGAUAAAGACACCUUCGCAGUUUAUGACAAUCAAAAUAUCUAUGUAUUUCUCAUGACAAAACGACGAAUUGAAGGAGAAGGUGUUGCAUUUAUCGGAACUACAAAACUACCGUAUUCUCAUGUGCCUUUAACAUUGAACAAGGUAACCUCAUUAUUUUUUGGAAUUAUUUUUAAAACUCAAUGAUAUUUUUCAGGGACUUGUGAAAUGUCUGGUUCCUUCUGGAAAAAUUUCAUCAGUUCUUCUGAAUUCGCAUAGAACUGAUACGAUUUUGGAAAACAAAAAUAAUCAGCAGGUUAGCUAUUUCAAAAAAAUAUUUUGUUUUCUAAAAAAUUUGUUUUUAGAUUGGCGAGUUAUUGAAUCGAGCUUUAUUGA
Molecule: messenger RNA, 5317 nt
Organism: Caenorhabditis angaria
Lineage: Eukaryota; Metazoa; Nematoda; Chromadorea; Rhabditida; Rhabditidae
Source: the annotation of a GenBank genome assembly